Dovyalis caffra is the source of this 159-nucleotide messenger RNA. The record is from the annotation of a GenBank genome assembly. NCBI's taxonomy places the organism in Eukaryota, Viridiplantae, Streptophyta, Magnoliopsida, Malpighiales, Salicaceae.
AUGAAGGACAUUGAAGGUUAUAAAAUAUGUAGCCUCUCAUCCAAGAAACUCUUGGAUUGUGGAUUCAAAUUUAAGUAUGGCCUUGGAGACAUGUUUGAUGCAGCCAUCCAAUCCUGCAAGGAGAAGGGAUAUUUUCGGAAAGAAUACCCGAGUGAGUAA